Calidris pugnax (ruff) is the source of this 2187-nucleotide messenger RNA. RefSeq names its product E3 ubiquitin-protein ligase HUWE1-like. Gene Ontology annotation, biological process: protein polyubiquitination; Golgi organization; proteasome-mediated ubiquitin-dependent protein catabolic process. Gene Ontology annotation, cellular component: nucleus; Golgi membrane. The transcript is spliced from 11 exons. Lineage: Eukaryota; Metazoa; Chordata; Aves; Charadriiformes; Scolopacidae. The annotation marks the transcript as partial. Gene Ontology annotation, molecular function: ubiquitin-protein transferase activity. The record is from RefSeq and is a predicted model, not a curated record.
GUGCUGACGUCACACUCGUGCUCGGAGGAGGGUCUGGAGGACGCGGCCAACGUCCUGCUCCAACUGUCCCGGGGGGACGCCGUCACCCGCGACACCGUCCUGCGCCUCCUGCUCAGCGGCGCCCGCACCCUGGGGGCCACCCUCUGCCGCCAGAUCGGGACGCUGCUGGCGGAGCUGAGGGAGUACAACCUGGAGCAGCAGCGGCGGGCGCAGAGCGAGGCCCCGUCCCCCGAGGGGCUCCCCGAGGAACAGCCCCCCAGCGCCAAGCUGAAGGGCAAGAUGCAGAGCCGGUCAGCCCCACGGCGCCCCACGGCGCCCCACACACUGCCCCACGGCACCCCACACCCUCAUCCCUGUGUGUCUGUGUGUCCCCAACAGUCGGAGGCCGGACAGGCGGACGCCGCUCCCCGUCGCGACGAGUCCCCCAUGGACGUGGACCAGCCCUCCCCCGCCCCGCAGGACGCCCCCUCCGUGGGUUCGGAGGGGUCUCAGGGGGGGGAGCGGGAGGAGCGCCCCCCCGAGCUGCCCCUGCUGAGCGAGCAGCUCUGCCUGGACGAGCUGUGGGACAUGCUGGGAGAGUGCCUCAAGGAGCUGGAGGAGUCCCACGACCAACACGCCGUCCUCGGUGGGUACCCCAACAUCUCGGGGGGGGCCCCAAGAUAUUUCCGUCAGGAGCUGGAGCGGUUGGACGAGGGGCUGCGGAAGGAGGACAUGGCCGUCCACGUGCGGCGCGACCACGUCUUCGAGGAUUCCUACCGGGAGCUGCACCGCAAAUCCCCCGAGGAGAUGAAGAACCGCCUGUACAUCGUGUUCGAGGGCGAGGAGGGGCAGGACGCGGGGGGGCUGUUGCGGGAGUGGUACAUGAUCAUCUCGCGGGAGAUGUUCAACCCCAUGUACGCCCUGUUCCGCACCUCGCCGGGGGACAGGGUGACCUACACCAUCAACCCUUCCUCCCACUGCAACCCCAACCACCUCAGCUACUUCAAGUUCGUGGGGCGCAUCGUGGCCAAGGCCGUCUACGACAACCGGCUCCUUGAGUGUUACUUCACCCGCUCCUUCUAUAAGCACAUCCUGGGCAAGUCUGUCCGGUACACGGACAUGGAGAGCGAGGACUACCACUUCUACCAGGGCUUGGUCUACCUGUUGGAGAACGACGUCUCCACCCUGGGCUAUGACCUCACCUUCAGCACCGAGGUGACUGUCACCCCCCCCGGCAUUGUCACCUCCCCCCACGUUGUCACCUCCCCCCUCUGGGGUGACAGGGGACACCCCGAGGACAAGGGACACCCCCCAAGACACACACCCCCACCCCAACAUCUCCCUGGGGUUCCACCAACGCUGCUCCUGGGGGUGUCACCUCUGUCCUUGGGGUACAUCGUGUUCGAGGGCGAGGAGGGGCAGGACGCGGGGGGGCUGUUGCGGGAGUGGUACAUGAUCAUCUCGCGGGAGAUGUUCAACCCCAUGUACGCCCUGUUCCGCACCUCGCCGGGGGACAGGGUGACCUACACCAUCAACCCUUCCUCCCACUGCAACCCCAACCACCUCAGCUACUUCAAGUUCGUGGGGCGCAUCGUGGCCAAGGCCGUCUACGACAACCGGCUCCUUGAGUGUUACUUCACCCGCUCCUUCUAUAAGCACAUCCUGGGCAAGUCUGUCCGGUACACGGACAUGGAGAGCGAGGACUACCACUUCUACCAGGGCUUGGUCUACCUGUUGGAGAACGACGUCUCCACCCUGGGCUAUGACCUCACCUUCAGCACCGAGGUGACUGUCACCCCCCCCGGCAUUGUCACCUCCCCCCACGUUGUCACCUCCCCCCUCUGGGGCGCCAUCCGGAAGCAGCUGGCAGCUUUCCUGGAGGGUUUUUACGAAAUCAUCCCCAAACGCCUCAUCUCCAUCUUCACGGAGCAAGAGCUGGAGCUGCUCAUCUCGGGGCUGCCCACCAUCGACAUCGACGACCUCAAGGCCAACACCGAGUACCACAAGUACCAGGGCAACUCCAUCCAGAUCCAGUGGUUCUGGCGGGCGCUGAGGUCUUUCGACCAAGCGGAUCGGGCCAAGUUCCUGCAGUUUGUGACGGGGACGUCCAAGGUGCCCCUGCAGGGAUUCGCCGCCCUGGAAGGGAUGAACGGGAUCCAGAAAUUCCAGAUCCAUCGGGACGAUCGCUCCACAGACCGCCUGCCCUCC